AUGGUUAGUGACAUGAUUUCACCGGAAGGGGCAUGGAAUUUGCAUUUCUCUAGGAAUUUGAAUGAUCAGGAGUUGCUCGAGGUGUCGAAUCUUCUACAGAUUAUUGGUGAACCUAAUGUUUCUGGAAAUGAAGAUUCAAGGAAAUGGAGAUACGGUGAUAAUUUUUCCGUGACGAGUGCAUACUCCGCUCUUGACACAGAAGGUUCGUUAAUUUUUCCCGACAAGCAACUUUGGAACUCAAAAGUACCUCUUAAGGUAUCCUUUUUAGUUUGGACUUUAUGCUACAGUGGAGCUCCUACUCUUGAUAAGCCUUAUGCGGCGGAUUUGAUUCAGGAUCGAAACUAUCUCUUAUGCAACCAGAUGGUAGAGACAAAUGAACAUUUGUUUAUCCAUUGCAGCUUUGUUUUCGAGACAGCUUUAGAUUUAGCAGUUGAGUCCCAGCAUGGUUUAUUUGAAAACAAACUUGUUUCAAGGACCACAACAUGUAAUGCUCCUUAG
Molecule: messenger RNA, 498 nt
Organism: Papaver somniferum (opium poppy)
Lineage: Eukaryota; Viridiplantae; Streptophyta; Magnoliopsida; Ranunculales; Papaveraceae
Exons: 2
Coding region: 1-498 (165 amino acids)
Source: RefSeq, a predicted model, not a curated record